AUGUUGUCUUUAAUUACUAAUUAUUUCGGAUUUCUUUGCUUGUUGAUUGUUGUCAACGCAAAUGAAAAGAAAUAUGCUGACAAAGAUAAUGUGAUAGUUUAUGUUAAUAAAGUUGGUCCUUAUUCUAAUCCUCAAGAAACUUAUCAUUAUUAUUCACUUCCUGUGUGUCGUCCAUCGAAAAUUGUAUCAAAAGAUUUAACACUUGGUGAAGUUCUUUCGGGUGAUCGAAUGGCUCAAUCUCUAUAUGAAAUAAAAUUUAAUGAGGAAAUAAGUAAUAAACAAUUAUGCUCAUUAACAUUAAGUUAUGAGGAAAUAAAUGCAUUACGAUUAUCAAUUGAAGAAUUUUAUUAUUUUGAAUUUGUUGUUGAUGAUAUUCCACUUCGAGGUUUUGUUGGACAAAUAGAAGAAACAAAUUUAUUUCCACAUAAACAUCAUAUUUAUGUUUAUACUCAUCAUCAUUUUGAUUUUCAUAUUAAUAAUAAUCAAAUAAUAUAUGUUAAUAUAAGUACAAAAGAUCAUGCACCAACAUCAUUAGAUGAUGAUUCAGUAAGAUCUCUUACACUUGAAUUUACCUAUUCAGCUAAAUGGCAUCGUACAGAAACAAGCUAUAAAGAUCGUGCAAAAUAUAUAGCUAAUACAGGAUUUUUUCCUGAAACACUUGAAAUUCAUUGGUUAUCUGUUAUUAAUUCCAUGGUACUUGUCUUUCUUUUAAUGGGUUUUGUCGUUAUUAUUCUUUCUCGUAUAUUAAAACAUGAUUUAAAUCGAAUGUCUGAUGAUGAUGAUGAUGGUUCACCUGAAGAAGAAAAUGGAUGGAAAAUCAUUCAUACAGAUGUAUUUCGUUUUCCAAAUAAUCGUGAAUUAUUUAGUUCAAUUAUUGGUGUUGGUUGUCAAUUUCUAUCAAUAUUUACUGGUAUACUUUUAUUUGCUGUUUGUGGAAUGUUUACUGUACAUCGUCAUGGUUCAUUAAUGGCAUCAGCUGUUAUUUUAUAUGCAUUUACAUCAUGUAUUGCUGGUUAUAUGAGUGGAAGAAUGUAUAGACAAUUACAAGGUGAACAUUGGACAUGGAAUAUAAUAUUAACAGCGAAUUUAUUUACAAUUCCUUUUUUUAUAAUAUGGUCAAUUAUAAAUACAUUUGCAUGGGCACAUGGAACAACACAAGCAUUACCAUAUACAACUGUACUUAUUCUUGCUUUUAUGUGGCUUUUUGUUGGAUUUCCUUUAACAGUUUUAGGUGGAAUAUUUGGUAAAAAUUGGACAAGUAAUUUUGAUGCUCCAUGUCGAACAAAAAAUAUAUCACGUGAAAUUCCUCAAGUAGCAUGGUAUCGUACAAGUUUUGUUCGAAUGUUGGUCGGAGGAUUUUUACCAUUUUCAGCAAUAAGUGUUGAAUUAUAUUAUAUUUUUUCAACAUUUUGGGGACGUGAACAAUAUAUGUUAUAUGGAAUUUUAACUAUUGUUUUUAUAAUACUUCUUAGUGUAACAGCAUGUAUAUCAAUAGCAUUAACUUAUUUUCAAUUAGCUGCUGAAGAUUAUCGAUGGUGGUGGCAAUCAAUAAUAACAUCAGGAUCAACUGGUUUAUUUGUCUUUUUCUAUGCUGUUUUCUUUUAUUUUAAUCGUUCAAAAAUGCGUGGUACAUUACAAACAUUACAAUUUUUUGGUUAUACAUCAAUAGCUUGUUAUGUUUUCUUUUUAAUGCUUGGUACUGUUGGCUUUUUCUCUUCACUUCGUUUUAUUCGUUAUAUUUAUGUUAAUAUUAAAAUGGAUUAA
Rotaria sp. Silwood1 is the source of this 1764-nucleotide messenger RNA. The record is from the annotation of a GenBank genome assembly. NCBI's taxonomy places the organism in Eukaryota, Metazoa, Rotifera, Eurotatoria, Philodinida, Philodinidae.